Messenger RNA from Odocoileus virginianus texanus, 6670 nucleotides. It is a transcript of the gene POGZ, whose product is annotated as pogo transposable element derived with ZNF domain. The record is from RefSeq and is a predicted model, not a curated record. Gene Ontology annotation, cellular component: nucleus. NCBI's taxonomy places the organism in Eukaryota, Metazoa, Chordata, Mammalia, Artiodactyla, Cervidae. Gene Ontology annotation, molecular function: nucleic acid binding. Gene Ontology annotation, biological process: positive regulation of transcription by RNA polymerase II.
CCCAAAUCACUCGAACCCGAGGGAGGUUUCCUUUCACCCUCGCGGAGACGAGAUUUCAACGGUUCCCUCUUCUCCGUCUCCCCCCCAAGCCCCCGUCCCCUCCCCUGCUCCCACCCCCUUCUCCCGGCGCCGGGUGCAAGGUCCCUUUAAGGCGACGGCGCCUUCCUCGGGUCAGACUACCGGCGGCGACGACCACGGGAGCAUGGCGGACACCGACCUGUUCAUGGAGUGUGAGGAGGAGGAGUUGGAGCCAUGGCAGAAGAUCAGUGACGUCAUUGAGGAUUCCGUAGUUGAGGAUUAUAAUUCAGUGGACAAAGCUACCACAGUUUCUGUGAGCCAGCAGCCUGUCUCGGCUCCAGUGCCCGCCGCUGCCCAUGCUUCUGUUGCUGGGCACCUCUCUGCAUCCACCACCGUUAGUAGCAGCGGGGCACAGAACAGCGACAGUACAAAGAAGACUCUUGUCACACUCAUUGCCAACAACAAUGCUGGCAAUUCUUUGGUCCAACAAGGUGGACAGCCGCUCAUCCUAACCCAGAAUCCAACCCCAGGUCUGGGUACAAUGGUUACUCAACCAGUAUUGAGGCCUGUGCAGGUCAUGCAGAAUGCCAACCAUGUGACUAGUUCCCCGGUAGCUUCACAGCCAAUAUUUAUCACUACACAGGGAUUUCCUGUAAGAAAUGUCCGGCCUGUACAAAAUGCAAUGAAUCAGGUUGGGAUUGUGUUGAACGUACAGCAAGGCCAAACGGUUAGACCAAUUACACUAGUCCCAGCCCCAGGUACCCAGUUUGUUAAGCCGACAGUUGGAGUCCCACAAGUGUUCUCUCAGAUGACCCCUGUGAGGCCAGGCUCCACGAUGCCUGUGCGGCCCACCACCAAUACCUUCACCACCGUCAUCCCAGCCACUCUCACCAUUCGAAGCACCGUCCCACAGUCCCAGUCCCAGUCGACCAAGUCCACUCCCAGCACUUCCACCACUCCUACUGCCACACAGCCGACCUCACUGGGGCACCUUGCUGUUCAGCCUCCAGGCCAGUCCAGCCAGACUCAGAAUCCCAAACUAGCUCCCUCCUUCCCCUCUCCACCUGCAGUGAGCAUUGCCAGCUUUGUCACUGUGAAGCGGCCUGGUGUCACAGGUGAAAAUAGCAAUGAAGUGGCCAAACUGGUGAAUACCCUUAACACCAUCCCUUCCCUGGGCCAGAGUCCUGGGCCAGUGGUGGUAUCCAACAACAGCUCCGCACAUGGCUCUCAAAGAACCAGCGGGCCCGAGUCUUCAGUGAAAGUGACCUCACCCAUCCCAGUGUUUGACCUCCAGGAUGGUGGACGGAAGAUAUGUCCACAGUGUAAUGCUCACUUCCGUGUUACUGAAGCUUUGAGAGGUCACAUGUGUUACUGUUGCCCAGAAAUGGUUGAAUACCAGAAGAAAGGAAAGUCUCUGGAUUCAGAACCCAGUGUCCCAUCAGCAGCAAAGCCCCCAUCCCCUGAGAAAACAGCUCCUGUUGCUUCCACUCCCUCUUCUACACCUAUUCCUGCUCUGUCACCACCUACCAAAGUACCAGAGCCAAAUGAGAAUGUGGGUGAUACCGUCCAGACCAAGCUCAUUAUGCUAGUAGAUGACUUCUACUAUGGACGGGAUGGUGGCACAGUAGCCCAGCUCACAAACUUCCCUAAGGUCGCCACAUCUUUCCGAUGCCCACAUUGUACCAAAAGGCUAAAAAACAACAUUCGAUUUAUGAACCAUAUGAAACAUCACGUAGAACUCGAUCAGCAGAAUGGUGAGGUGGACGGUCACACUAUCUGCCAACACUGUUACCGUCAGUUUUCUACCCCCUUCCAGCUCCAGUGCCACCUGGAAAACGUUCACAGUCCCUAUGAGUCAACCACCAAGUGCAAGAUCUGUGAGUGGGCAUUUGAGAGUGAGCCACUGUUUCUCCAGCAUAUGAAGGAUACUCAUAAGCCUGGAGAGAUGCCUUACGUUUGCCAGGUGUGUCAGUACCGCUCCUCACUCUACUCUGAGGUAGAUGUCCACUUUCGGAUGAUCCAUGAGGAUACUCGGCACCUGCUCUGCCCUUACUGCUUGAAGGUCUUCAAGAAUGGCAGUGCGUUCCAACAGCAUUACAUGAGGCACCAGAAGAGGAAUGUUUAUCACUGCAACAAAUGCCGGCUGCAGUUUCUCUUUGCCAAGGACAAAAUUGAACACAAGCUGCAGCACCAUAAAACCUUCCGUAAACCCAAGCAACUGGAAGGCUUGAAGCCAGGCACCAAGGUGACAAUCCGGGCUUCCCGGGGGCAGCCACGAACUGCUCCUGUACCCUCCAGUGAUGGACCUCCUGGCAGCUUGCAGGAAGCAGCGCCACUGGCCUCCUCAGCAGACCCUCUGCCCGUCUUCCUUUACCCCCCCGUCCAGCGCAACGUCCAGAAGAGAGCUGUUAGGAAAAUGUCAGUGCCUUCUGCUGGAGGCUGGGGGCCGGGUGGGCACAGCUGUUCCCGAGAGCCAGUGUCAUCUGGUAGCCUUUUAAGCCGAGUCUGUUGCCUGAAUCUCUACAGUUUGUGGACCCCCGAGGCAGUAAUAAGAUUUUCUUUGUUUCUCUCCAGGAGUGUCAUGGGCCGGCAGACGUGUCUGGAGUGCAGCUUUGAGAUCCCAGACUUCCCCAAUCAUUUCCCCACUUACGUUCACUGCUCUCUGUGUCGCUAUAGCACCUGCUGUUCUCGAGCUUAUGCCAACCACAUGAUCAACAAUCAUGUUCCACGGAAGAGCCCCAAGUAUUUGGCUUUGUUUAAAAAUUCUGUGAGUGGAAGCAAGCUGGCCUGCACUUCAUGUACCUUUGUUACCUCUGUGGGAGAUGCCAUGGCUAAGCAUUUGGUAUUCAACCCUUCUCAUAGAUCCAGUAGCAUCCUGCCACGGGGACUCACUUGGAUAUCUCACUCAAGGCAUGGCCAGACUCGUGACCGAGCUCACGACCGGAACUUGAAAAACUUGUACCCUCCUCCUUCCUUCUCCUCUAAUAAAGCUGCCACUGUGAAGUCUGCUGGAGUCACCGCAGCUGAGCCUGACGAGCUGCCGGCCCCCGCGGCCCAGGCACUCCCGUCACCGGCCUCAACUGCAACGCCACCGCCAACCCCCACGCAUCUCCAGACUUUGGCCCUUCCACCCUUGGCUGCGGAGGAGGCCGAAUGUCUGAAUGUUGAUGACCAGGAUGAAGGGAGCCCAGUCACCCAGGAGCCUGAGCCAGCAUCAGGGGGUGGUAGUAGCAGUGGGGUUGGCAAGAAGGAGCAGCUUUCUGUGAAGAAGCUUCGAGUGGUCCUGUUUGCCCUAUGCUGCGACACGGAGCAGGCAGCUGAACACUUCCGAAACCCCCAGCGACGCAUCCGGCGUUGGCUCCGGCGAUUCCAGGCCUCUCAGGCGGAGAGUCUGGAGGGCAAGUAUCUGAGCUUAGAGGCGGAAGAGAAGCUGGCCGAGUGGGUGCUGACCCAGCGGGAGCAACAGCUACCUGUAAAUGAGGAGACCUUGUUCCAGAAAGCCACCAAAAUAGGACGCUCCUUGGAGGGGGGAUUUAAGAUCUCAUACGAGUGGGCUGUGCGUUUCAUGCUGCGUCACCACCUGACUCCCCACGCACGGCGAGCUGUGGCCCACACUCUACCUAAGGACGUGGCGGAGAAUGCAGGACUCUUCAUUGAAUUUGUACAACGACAGAUUCACAACCAGGACUUGUCCUUGUCUAUGAUUGUGGCUAUUGAUGAGAUCUCCUUGUUCCUUGAUACGGAGGUACUGAGCAGUGAAGACCGAAAGGAAAAUGCCCUGCAGACAGUGGGCACAGGGGAGCCUUGGUGUGACGUGGUACUGGCCAUUCUGGCAGAUGGCACUGUUCUCCCUACCCUGGUUUUCUACCGAGGACAGAUGGAUCAGCCUGCUAACGUGCCAGACUCUAUCUUGCUAGAGGCGAAGGAGACUGGCUACAGUGACGAUGAGAUCAUGGAGCUGUGGUCAACCCGCGUGUGGCAAAAACACACAGCUUGCCAGCGCAGCAAAGGCAUGCUGGUGAUGGACUGUCACCGCACUCACUUAUCAGAAGAGGUGCUGGCCAUGCUUAGCGCCUCUAGCACUUUGCCUGCGGUUGUCCCCGCAGGCUGCAGCUCCAAAAUCCAGCCAUUAGAUGUUUGCAUCAAGCGGACUGUCAAGAACUUCCUGCACAAAAAGUGGAAGGAGCAGGCUCGGGAAAUGGCAGAUACUGCGUGUGAUUCUGAUGUCCUGCUUCAGCUAGUUCUGGACUGGCUGGCUGAGGUGCUUGGUGUUAUUGGGGACUGUCCAGAGCUAGUUCAGCGGUCCUUCCUGGUGGCUAGUGUUCUACCUGGCCCUGAUGGCAACAUGAACUCACCCACACGAAACGCUGACAUGCAGGAGGAGCUAAUUGCCUCCCUAGAGGAGCAGCUAAAGCUGAGCGGGGAACAGUCCGAGGAACCCUCAGCUUCCACUCCUCGACCCAGGUCAUCUCCUGAAGAGACAAUUGAGCCUGAAAGCCUUCACCAGCUCUUUGAGGGUGAAAGCGAGACCGAGUCUUUCUAUGGCUUUGAAGAAGCUGACCUAGAUCUGAUGGAGAUUUGAGUGUUGGCAUCAUAAAGGGGUGUGGAGUAGGGGUGGGAAAGCGUGAGGGAGGGUAGAUAAAGGGGUAUACCAAGUGGGGGUAUUUGGUUUAUAUUUUUUAAUUUUAUGCCACCACUCCCCCCUGAUGUUGACUUAUUAUACAUCCCUGUGGAUUUGUGGAUUAUUAGGAAAACCUAUAGCGAUCACGUCUGAGCCGAUGAGCUGGCCUGUUGGUCAUUCACUUCUGCUAAAAACAGGUUUUUGUGACUUUUUUUUAAAUUUAAAUCACUGUGUUUGGUAUUUUUCUGACAAAAAUCAAGAAAAAGAAAAAAAAAUCCUUUGUGGGCGAAUGUUAAAUUUUUUGUUUCCCCUUUUACCUCAACUGUAUCAUAGUACAUCUGGGUUUUGUUUGUUUUACUGUGUGGCCAAUGUCUUUGGGCAUGAUGCUAUCCAACCAUUGUCAAUGUGAGAACAUUUCUGAAGAUGGGAAAGACAAACAUUGUAGUUCACAAACUGGUUUAUUAUAUAUAUAUAUGGAUAAAAGAGUUUUUUCAUUGUGGUCUUAACACUUUUAUAUAAAAAUGAAAAUGGAAAAAGAAUCCCACUGAACUCUCUCUUCCUUCUCCUUUCUUUCCUUCCCUCUCCAGAGAUGUUGGUUUCCACAGCAACUCUAGAUAUAAAAUUGUGGCUUUAAAAAUGCAUGAAACCACCUUUAAUCAUCCAGAAUGACGAGUAGAUUUCUUUUUCCUCACCACCCUCCCUCCAACAAAAACACAGCAAAACCAAUAUUCUUUGCACUCGUGAUCCUUGGCCCCCUUCCCCAUUCUUACACCAUCCCUCUGGACAAAGGAUCAUACAUGGGUCAUUAGCAAACAAGAGGUACUGAGGUGAUCACACAGAACCUUAGGGUGGAAGCCAUUUCCAGUGUAUGGGUCUUCAUCCUGCAAUCCACGGGGCAGUCCCUGCUUUGUCGAACUUCCUAUUAAGUGGACAGCAUAUUUGUUCAAGGGAUCACAUGUCCUCCAGCCAGCAGCUAACUGCAAGAAGUUGUAUUGAACUUUAAAAAGACCACUUGUUGAAAUCCUGCUUACCCUGUGGCUUUCCCCUAUUACUCUUAAUGCUUAGAGAAGAAUCUGACCUGAAGAAGAAACACAUAAGGGUGUGCACAAAGAAAAAGACAUGAAUCUUUAUUUUUCACUGCCAGCUUCAAGGAAAGAAAAUUUUUUCUACAAUUUGCAUGAGGGAAUUUUUUUUAAUCGUAUGUACUCAUGGCUAUAGACUGAAACGUACUGUAACAGAAAAAAGGAGCAAAAAAAAUCCAGGUCUACCUUUCCCACAGCUAUACUAUCCUUCUGUCCAUCCUGAGGCUUUCUGCAACGUUUCCCUUCUGUGAGCCAAGGAGGCAACCCGUGUAGGCUUGUAAAUGGUUCAUCUUUAAAAUGUACAUAAGUGGAACAUUUAAUAAAAUGAGGGGAAAUGGAUUUAUAAGCAAUGUGGUUUUUUUCCUAGGUGACCCUAUUUGAACAGGCUUUCACAGACUGGGAGGUGCUCAAAAUGUGAUGGGCCUGGUGGUAUACCACCUGUUUCUCCUCAUCUGUUUUUUUGUGUUUUUUAACUCCCAGCACACUAUAAUAUAGUGAACUGGAGUGUUCCCUUCCGUAAACAGCUUGGCCAGCUUUGUGAACCCAUGGCAUAUGAAAACUGAAUGGAGGAACCACCUGGGCUUCUCUUCCCCAGCUUUUUGCCUGAUGCCAUUUUGACAGAAUAUGGACUUUUGAGUCAAAACUUUGCCUUUCAGAAAGUUCAAGAACUAUGGUCAACUCUUAUGUACAGUGACUAACCUUUCUCUUUGGUAGUCUCCGAAGCAGCCCCAGACUUAGCAGAGCUGGGUUCCUGGCCUCUGCACACUGUAUGACUUUCCUGAUGGGUGAUUUUUCUAAGGCCAUAGUACCAACAGUGGAUCGGCUGGGUUUUGGCCAGGAAGUUAUUACUUUUGUGGAUUCUGCCUGCAUGGCUUAGUAGUAGAAGGAAGUUUUUUUUGUUUUGUUUUUUAUAAUUCAGUUUAAUCAAUAAACAAGUAUUUAUUGACUA